AGUGCGAUGCUUCUAUUGCACUGAACAGGCAGGGGGUUGAGGAGCUGAUCGUAUGGAUCAUUUUCAACAGUGGCAUAUAUAAGUAUCACCAUGGCUACGUCAGAGAAGAAGACGAGGGAAGACUUCAAUUACCAAGCUGCUAUAGACAAGAUGGCAUCAUCGGUCGUUACCGAUGACGUCAUCAAACGGUAUCCUGACUCCAAGUUUAUUGACUCAGAGUACAGUGAAAGCUACCUCGCCUAUAAUGUACACGAAGAUUUUGACUGCACAUUGGUCCGAACUGAUCUUGGGGAAGAACUUGUGAACGAGUUUUACAUUCUACAAAUCAUUUAUGAAGAGGACCUAUGCAGCGUAUGGACUAGGUCAGGGAAAAUCGGAGAGGUGGGCAAAUACAAUGAUGAAAACUUCGGACUGAGGCUGGGAGAGGCCAUAGACUACUUCGAGAGCAAAUACAAGGAGCUGACAGGUUACACUUGGUCCGAUACCAAGGGGGGCAACAGCUUACCCUCUCCAGGUCCUUGUUCUGGAAAAUACACCCCUGUUCAAUUCAGAUACGACGAUGAGAUUCAACUGAAAGAAAAUCUUGGAAAGCUUCAUAACAUUCUAUCUGAUGAUGGGGCUGCUAAGAUGACCAAGACUACUCUGAUCCAACCCACUCUAGACCUAGUCCAGCUAAUAUUCACCGAGGACCAGCUGUAUAAGAAGUUGACAAGGUUCGAUCUUUACGAAGGCAACGAAAAGAUGAAGAAGUUCGAAAUAGGUCUUAAAGGUGUUGACUAUAUUCCCUUGGGAAUUCCCACCAACACCCAACUACUAGAAGGCCUGUCUCUUUUGAAAGAGAUCGAAAAUCACAUCAUCCAGCGAGAUGCGACAACGGAACAAUAUCGGCAGUUGUCUUCGGAUUUCUACCACACUGUUCCAUGCUUGAUCAAACACGUCGAUGGAGCGGUAAUUGAUGACACCGAUAAAGUGAAGCGACUAAGAGAUGUGAUAUUGGUUCUAGGCGGUGUUACAAAUUGCUUGAAGACUGUUGAAGAGGCUAAGGAGAACAAAGGAGAUAUAAUACCACACCCACUUGAUGUCCAUCUCAAAGAUGUCGUGAAAUGUAAAAUCGAACAUCUUUCAGAUACUUCUGAUGAAUACAAGAUGAUUUUGAAGAAUAUAGAGAUGACUCGUAAUGGAUCAUGUGAAUGGGAUGGCAAAGAGACUCUACUCAAUAUUUGGAAAGUGGACAGAGAGCCAGAGUUGACAUCAUUUGCUGCGCACGAGGAUCUUGGAAAUCGUCGUCUUUUGUGGCGAGCCUGCUUGCGUCUCUACGAGUUUCCCUAUGUCUUGAAGGAGGGGUAUACAAUUAGCCAACGCCGUGAUCGUUUUGCAUCUCAUGCGGGUUGGGGCUUGUAUUUUAGACCAUGUUUCGAUGAGGCUGCCAAGCAUGUUGAUAUAGAAAACCGGGUUGACAAUAACGCAGUCCUGUUCCUGAUGGAAGUGGCCCUGGGAAAUUCAGAGGAAACGGAUGAAUACGAUAGAGACGUCACCUACCUGGAGGAAGACUAUGACAGUCUUACUGCCAGAGGGAGACAAGAACCAGAUCCCAGUCAAGAUGUAGUCUUGAAGCUAGACGGCAACGAUGUCACUUUCUCACUUGGUGCUCCCAUAGCUCAGGAGAAGUACUCGGAGGCAGAAUUCAAUUUCACCAAAUACGUCCUCUUCACUGAAAGCCAAUAUCGGAUUAGAUAUGUAUGUCUCUUCUCAAGAAACACUGAGAUAACUAUAUAA
This is a messenger RNA of Lytechinus variegatus (green sea urchin), 1776 nucleotides long. Its product is annotated as protein mono-ADP-ribosyltransferase PARP3-like. The record is from RefSeq and is a predicted model, not a curated record. Gene Ontology annotation, cellular component: site of double-strand break. Gene Ontology annotation, molecular function: NAD+ poly-ADP-ribosyltransferase activity. The transcript has 12 exons. Lineage: Eukaryota; Metazoa; Echinodermata; Echinoidea; Temnopleuroida; Toxopneustidae. The coding region runs from base 91 to 1776 and encodes 561 amino acids.